AGUCAUGUUUGACUGACGCUUAGAUACUUCUGAAUAAAAAUGUAUUUGGUCUAUUGAUAUUUAAAUAGUAGUAAUAAAGUUAUUGUUAGCUUUACUUAUGUAAUAAGGACAUAUUACUUCUGUCGAAUACAGAAUAUUUUCACCGAUAGUGUAUAUGUUAGUUAUGAUUCAUAACCAACAGCACCUCGUGAUUUGAAGAAAUUUACCGCAGGUACAAAAAUGCUAUCUGAUGAAUCGAGCAGUGACUCGGAAACUGGAAGAUUCAAAUGUAAAACAAAGACACAAGAUGACGCGGGUCAUAAUUCUAAAUCAAGGGAUGGUUCCUUGCACGCAAGAAAUUCGAGAGCUGGAGGAAAUAGGAGACAAGAGAGUGAAAGAUACCAUAGGGAGUUUGAAAGACGAAGAGAUGAUAGAAGGGAGAAAGUUUUCGAGUCUCGUGAAAGAGAUAGGCAUAGAUAUUCAAGGCAUUCACCGGUGAGAAGACGAUCAUAUGAGAGAAGUAGGCAUAGAGAAGAAUCACAAGAAAGACGAAGACAUGAUAGGGACUCCAGAGAAAGAUCCAGGCACAACAGAAGUAGAAGUAGAGAUAGAAUGCGUAGAUCGGAAUCUAAAACACGGAGAUCUCCAAUUCAUAUCAAAAGUAAAAAAGAAAUCAUUGUAAACCAUAUAAUAGAAAAGAAAGGAGACAAAGUUGAAGUAAACGAAUUAGACAAUAUAUCUUCAUCCAGUGAAGUAAAGUCAAAAAGAUCCGAAGUAUUCAAACCGGAUCCUCAAGAACCGACACGCGAAAAAACUAAAAGUCCUGUUAUUGUAGAAGUUCAUGGUGACAGUGACAGUUCUGUUGGAGAAAAGCCUGCUUCUUAUUACAAUAUGAUACCUGCAAUUGUUAAAGAGAAAUCUGAGGAGUCUAGUGAAAUAGAUUCUUCCGAUGAUGAAAAAUUACGAGCAAAACUUUUAAACUUGGAAAAACAAGUCAACAAGACAAAAAAGCGAAAACAUAGGAAGAAGCACAAAAAGAAAGGGAGUAAGUCUGAUAAAGAAAAAAGUCAAGAGACCACAGCUUCAGUUGAAGUGAGCAGCACCACGGAUAUUCAAGAUAACAUAACCAGUAAUAAGACAAGUGGCUCUGAAACUGCAGAGGUGACUUCCACACAGAAGAGUGGUCAAAAAGAGAGCAGUGAAGAGGGUGAAAUACUAAGUGAUGAUUCACAAAGUCCCAAAAUUGAUCCAACUGACUUGAGGCAUAAACUGAAAAGGUCUACAUUACAAUCUGGUGUUUGUGGACCAGCCCUGCCUCCACAUUUGGAGAAAAGACGUGAUAAAAGUGCAUCUCCUGGGACAGAAGGGCCAGCCUUACCGCCACAUUUGUCAAAGAAAACGCGCCAUUUAGGUCCAUCGAUUCCGCAAGACAUGCGCAAGGUACUCGAAGCAAAGAGUCAAGAAAUAACUGAAUUUGUGAGUUCAGAUGAAGAUAUUACUAUUGUAGGUCCAUUGCCUGUCGGGGCUGAAGAUAAAUGGACCAGUGCACACAAAAGUCUAGAAGAGAGAGCAUUGGAUAUGAAAAUAAAGAAAUUGGAUGGACAUUCAUUAAAUAAAGUCGAUGUUAAAUCAAGAGAGCAGUGGAUGUUAGAAUUACCAGAAGGUAAAACAAAAUACUUGGGUUUAGAAGCGCGAACCUUCAGAGCUAAAGAAGGUCCAGAUAUGAGUGACAGGUCAAGUUGGACUGAUACUCCCGAAGACAAGGCUCGCAAGGCAAGUGGGGUUGUGCGGGAGGAGGACGCGGCGACCGCGCUGCAGCAAGAAAUACGACAGAAACAAAUCGCUACUAGGGAUGAAGAACAAGAGAAAGCUAUAAAAAAACACAAGAAAAAGCACAAAAGAGAUGAAAGUUUACUUGAAAUUCACCAAAAGAAGUUAAAAAAGAAGAAGAAGAAAGAGGAUAAAGAAGAAGAGAAGCCAGAACGUCGUCCGUUCAGCCGCGACGUGGACCUGCAAGUGAACCGCUUUGACGAGGCACAAAAGAGGUCCGUUAUAAAGAAGGCUCAAGAGCUAGAUUCAAGGUUCUCACGUGGUGAAGCUAAAUAUCUCUAAAAUAGUUUAAUGCAACUUUACUUAUGUACUACGAAUUAAAUAAUGGUUUUUUAAUAAAAUGCAAGUGAUUUUGCCGAACUUUUAAAGUAGUUUUUGUAACGUAAAUUAAGUCUGUGUAAGUUGUUAGAAAUAGUAUUUUGUGGUGCAGUUUUCAUAAGUUAAGAAUUAGAUUAAAACACAACUAUGCAUAAUACAUUAAAAGUACAUGUUAAGUAUGUGUGAGCAAUAAGUAAGCAAUAUUACACUGAAGCUGCCGCUGCCACUGUUAAUAUUGUAGUUUCUUCUCUAAGUAAGUACCUGAAGUUGUAGUUUUGAACUCUGUGAAGUCGAUUGCAAUUAUUAAAAUGUAAUUAUUUUUGUCCUUGAAGAUUCAUAUGAAAUUAAUAACUGGAAUUUGCGAGGAAAUGAUAUAAGUUCUUUCUUUUUUGCAGUAUUUAUACUAUUGCGUAAUUGUAAAGUGUUAUUUUUAAAAACGGAGUUAUAAAACAAGGGAAUUAAAUACAUUUUAAUAUAGA
Papilio polytes (common Mormon) is the source of this 2606-nucleotide messenger RNA. RefSeq names its product GPALPP motifs-containing protein 1. The coding region runs from base 220 to 2091 and encodes 623 amino acids. The record is from RefSeq and is a predicted model, not a curated record. The transcript is spliced from 6 exons. Lineage: Eukaryota; Metazoa; Arthropoda; Insecta; Lepidoptera; Papilionidae.